AUGUUUCUAAAGCGAAUAGCAUCUUCUUUUUCAAAAAGUCAUCACUUAGUGAUACCAUAUUAUAAUAAGGGCUAUCAAAAUCCCAUUUAUAAUGAAUUAGUGGCAAACUUGGUUAGGGAUGGUUUGAAAAUCAAAGAUGUUGAUGGAUUUAUCUAUGCUUUUAAUAAUGUUAUCGCUUCAGUCAAGCAUGAAGAUUUCAAAGAGUUCGCUAAUAAGACUUGUGAUUCUGAAUUGGUGAAAGGGUUUGAAACAGGAUUAAAAAGACUCCAAGAUAAUAAUCAAUUUAUUGAACCAAUCUAUGAUCCUGAAAUUGAGGAAGAAAUUAUUAUUUCUGAUAUAACUUUUGGCUUUGAAUUGAAUGAUUAAGUAAGUUACUAUCUUUAAAAACCAUUUUUUAAAUUAGAAUUUUCUUAAAACAAAUUGGAAUUUUACAAUAGCUUAGUCAGGAUGCUGAAGGAUCCUAUUAAUUAAUUGAGAUUUGGUCCGAAACUUACACUUAUUUUGGAUUGCUAUAUAAAAUGUAAGACUAGUAUUAAAAUAUAAAACUUCGAUUUACAUCCUUAUGCCUAUCAUGCAGUAAAAUUCUAAGCGAUCAAACACGAAAGCCAAAACAAAAAUAUUUUUUAGAGUUUAAUUGGGUUGAGUAUUGAUUAAAUGGUCUUAGGAUAGAAUUAUAAUUGGAGAAUAAUUAAUAUCGAUAAUUUUCUGAAAAGAUGAAUUAUUUGUUGUUUUUAGGCUUAUAGUAAUGAAAAUUAAUUA
Molecule: messenger RNA, 759 nt
Organism: Paramecium tetraurelia
Lineage: Eukaryota; Ciliophora; Oligohymenophorea; Peniculida; Parameciidae
Exons: 4
Source: RefSeq, a predicted model, not a curated record